ACCAUCUCGGUGUUCUGAGCCGUCUUACAGAGAAGGCCAGGGAAAGCGCCAUGGAACACGUGACGGAGGGUGCCUGGGAGUCGCUGCAGGUGCCGCUACAUCCUCGGGUGCUGGGCGCACUGCGCGAGUUGGGCUUCCCGCACAUGACGCCGGUGCAGUCGGCCACCAUCCCUCUGUUCAUGAAAAACAAAGAUGUCGCUGCGGAGGCUGUGACAGGUAGUGGGAAAACCCUGGCCUUUGUCAUCCCCAUUGUGGAGAUUCUUCUGAGAAGGGAGGAGAAGUUAAAGAAGAGCCAGGUUGGAGCCAUCAUCAUCACUCCCACUCGGGAGCUGGCCAUUCAGAUCGACGAGGUCCUUUCGCACUUCACAAAGCACUUCCCGCAGUUCAGUCAGAUCUUGUGGAUCGGAGGCCGGAACCCUGGAGAAGAUGUGGAGAGGUUCAAGCAGCAUGGUGGGAACAUCAUUGUGGCAACCCCAGGCCGCCUGGAGGACAUGUUCCGGAGGAAGGCUGAGGGUCUGGACCUGGCCAGCUGUGUGAGAAGCUUGGAUGUCCUGGUGCUGGAUGAGGCAGACAGACUUCUUGACAUGGGCUUUGAAGCAAGCAUAAACACCAUCCUGGAGUUUUUGCCAAAGCAGAGGAGAACAGGCCUUUUCUCAGCCACGCAGACACAGGAAGUGGAGAAUUUGGUGCGAGCGGGCCUCCGGAACCCUGUCCGAAUCUCUGUGAAGGAGAAAGGUGUGGCAGCCAGCAGUACCCAGAAGACCCCAUCCCGCCUGGAGAACCAUUACAUGAUAUGUAAGGCAGAUGACAAAUUCAAUCAGCUGGUCCAUUUCCUUCGGAACCAUCAGCAGGAGAAGCACCUAGUCUUCUUCAGCACGUGCGCGUGUGUGGAGUACUAUGGGAAGGCCCUGGAGGCGCUGCUCAAGAGAGCCAAGAUCCUGUGCAUCCACGGGAAGAUGAAGUACAAGCGCAAUAAGAUCUUCAUGGAGUUCCGCAAGCUGCAGAGUGGGAUCUUGGUGUGCACGGAUGUGAUGGCCCGGGGAAUUGAUAUUCCUGAAGUUAACUGGGUUUUACAGUACGAUCCUCCCAGCAAUGCCAGUGCCUUCGUGCAUCGCUGUGGACGCACAGCCCGGAUAGGCCACGGUGGCAGCGCUCUGGUGUUCCUACUGCCGAUGGAGGAGGCGUACAUCAACUUCCUGGCCAUUAACCAGAAAUGUCCCCUGCAGGAGAUGAGCCUCCAGAGAAACACAGUAGACCUUCUGCCAAAGCUCCGGGCCAUGGCCAUGGCCGACAGGGCAGUGUUCGAGAAGGGCAUGAAAGCCUUCGUGUCCUUCGUCCAGGCUUAUGCAAAGCACGAGUGCAGCCUCAUCUUCAGGCUGAAGGAUCUUGACUUUGCAAGCCUUGCUCGAGGGUUUGCCCUGCUAAGGAUGCCCAGGAUGCCAGAACUGAGGGGGAAGCAGUUUCCAGAUUUUGUGCCCGCAGACAUCGAUACUGACAUGAUUCCAUUUAAAGAUAAAAUUAGAGAAAAACAGAGGCAGAAACUUUUGGAGCAGAAACGAAAAGAGAGGACAGAAAAUGAAGGGAGAAGAAAGUUCAUCAAAAAUAAAGCUUGGUCGAAGCAGAAGGCCAAGAAGGAGAGGAAGAAGAAGAUGAAGGCAAAGAGGAAAAAGGAUGAGGUAGAGUGUGGUGCUCUUUGUUCCUUAGCCUCCUCCUUAGAACCCCGACAUUCAGUGUGUGAGGACAGCAACGUGGCCACAGUGGGCUGGGCUGUGUGGACACCGCACUCCCCCGUUCAUUUUGGAGCCUCUGGUGUUGACCCUGGCUCCUGUAGGCCCAACAGGAUCUGCUGCUUUCUAGAGCCGCAGCUAACAGCCUUGUUGCUUCUGCACUCAGGGUUCGGAUAUCGAUGACGAGGACAUGCAGGAACUCCUUAAUGACACAAGGCUCUUGAAAAAGUUUAAGAAAGGUAAGAUCACAGAAGAAGAAUUUGAGAAGGGGUUGCUGACAAGCACCAAAAGAACAGUCCCGCUGACAGACUUAGGGGUCUCAGACUUGGAAGAGGACGGCUGACCUCAGCCUCAGGUCAAGGCUGUUACACCACUGGCCUGUUACUACACUGGCCUACACUCCUGCCCUUCCUGGAAGACUGUUCUGGAAAGCUGUCUGCGCUGACAGGGAAACACCAAAGAACUGUACACCCACGAGCACUACAGUCCUGCCAGAGUCUCACAGAAUUCAUUAUUUGAGUGGAAAUUUGUACUUUAUAACAGAUGUCAGUAUUGGUUUUGAUUAAGUGUACUUUUUCUGGUGUAAUUUUGUACUUUAUUACAGACUUGAAAAUAUUUUCAUAUAUAU
Molecule: messenger RNA, 2355 nt
Organism: Microtus ochrogaster (prairie vole)
Lineage: Eukaryota; Metazoa; Chordata; Mammalia; Rodentia; Cricetidae
Gene: Ddx55
Product: DEAD-box helicase 55
Exons: 13
Coding region: 51-1910 (619 amino acids)
Molecular function (GO): nucleic acid binding; ATP binding; RNA helicase activity
Source: RefSeq, a predicted model, not a curated record